AUGCCUCAGAUAGUUUUGCUUCCCUCGCUGGGCGAUCACAUCACUUUUGAGAAGCCCAAGCCCGCCAAAUGGACUAUCGUCGCCGAGCUCUCCCGGGGCUACGUUAUCCAUUGUAUAUUCCAACGUGUCCCUGGACUUCGUCUUGCUGAUGAUAAUAUUACCCGUGAAUACCGAUCCACGCCUCAUAAAUUGUUCUAG
Molecule: messenger RNA, 198 nt
Organism: Penicillium crustosum
Lineage: Eukaryota; Fungi; Ascomycota; Eurotiomycetes; Eurotiales; Aspergillaceae
Exons: 1
Coding region: 1-198 (65 amino acids)
Source: RefSeq, a predicted model, not a curated record